AUGCCGCGGCGAGCGAGCACGGCGACGUACGCGGCCAGCGACGAGGAGGAGGUGAACGUGACGGACGCCGACGGCGACGGGGUGGCCGGAGGGGGCGGCGAGGGCGACCUGGAGGCGGAGGCGCUGGCGGCGGCGCCCGUCGACCUGACGAGCCGCCCCCGGUCGCCGCCCGCCUCCGGCCGGGGGCUCGCAUUCUCCGUGGAGAACAUCCUCGACCCGAACAAGUUCACGGGGCGCACCGCCCCCUGCUGCUGGAGGCGGGACGCGGAGGCGGGUGACGACCAGUGCUCCGGCAAGGAGCUGUCGUACCACAGCGACGACCUGGACGACGGCUCCAGCAACCGCGAGGAGCUGUGCAGCGACGCCAGCGACGCCAAGAGCACGGGCAGCGGCGGCGGCGGCGGCGGGGGCGGCGGCAAGAAGAAGAAGUCCGGCGGGGACGGCAAGCAGCAGUCCGGCGGCGGCUCGGGCGGCGGCCAGUCCGGGGGCGGCAAGCCGCGGCGCGCGCGCACCGCCUUCACCUACGAGCAGCUCGUCGCGCUCGAGAACAAGUUCAAGACGACGCGCUACCUCUCCGUGUGCGAGCGGCUCAACCUGGCCCUGUCGCUGUCGCUGACGGAGACCCAGGUGAAGAUCUGGUUCCAGAACCGCCGCACCAAGUGGAAGAAGCAGAACCCCGGGAUGGACGUGAACAGCCCCACCGUGCCGCCCCCGGGGGCCGCGGGGGGUCCGCCCCACUUCCCCGGGUCGUCCUUCCCCCCGCACCACCAGCACCACGCCGCGGGGCUGCUGUACUCGGCGGCGCACCAGCUGCCCUACCCCUACCCGCUGUCGGCGGGCCCCCCUCCAGGCGGCGUGCAGGGCUACGGCGCGCACCCCUACUUCCACCACCUGGCCGGCCACCACUCGCUGGGACACUCGUCGUGAGGCCUCUCGCUGGGAUCUCCUAGACGGCCGUGGGCGGUGGUACCUCGAGACCAGAAUACCCUCCUGGGACACUUGUCGUCGACCCUCUGAGAGGUCAUGCCAUCCACAUCGGAGUACCUUUCGCUGGACGCUCGUCGUGGGAUCUCCUAGAUGGCCGUGGGCGGUGGUACCUCGAGACCAGAAUACCCUCCUGGGACACUUGUCGUUGACCCUCUGAGAGGUCAUGCCCUUGGAUCGAGAUCAGAAUACACUCCUGGGACACUCGCCGUUGACCCUCUGAGAAGUCAUGCCAUCCACAUCGGAGUACCUUUCGCUGGACGCUCAUCGUGGGAUCUUCUAGACGGCCGUGGUCUGUCUCUGGGGCACUUGGGCGGGGGUACCUCGAGAUAAGAAUACCCUCCUGGGACACUUGUCGUUGACCCUCUUAGAGGUCAUCGUGAAAAUCUUCUAGGUGGCCCAUGUUCUGUCUCUGGGACACUUCAUAUAAGUGUUUGUUUCCUCAAGAUCAGAAUAGCAUUCAUUGGGAUACACUCGCUGUUGGCCCUCUGAGAUGUCGUGCCCUCCAUAUCGGAGUGUCCUUCGUCGGAUACACGGGCUUCGGUGUACUCAUCGUGAGAUUUUCAUGUUUCUCGUUAAUUUUGGAUCUGAAUGCCUUUCGGAAGUUUUGUCUCUGAGGAGAUUCAUUAUAUUAAUUAUAUCUGAAUACCACUCAAGGUGUAUCAUGCUCCUGAAACACUUUUAAUGAGACCCAUAUGUGGGCAUAACUUCCAUAUCUCUCUGGAAAUGAUGUUCUUACUACACUAUUCAGGAGUAAAAGCCAUUCACGGUAAAUUUAGAUCUUUGAAAAUACUUCAAGGUGUCGAGGUGUCAAUACCAUCGAAAGCCGAGUGAAGUUCGUCUGAAAUCAUUCAGAAGUUUAAAGUUUAUAAUCGAAUAUAAGUUGGGUGAUGGAAAAUGGAAGACGCUGUAUGUAAACAGAACUGCCAUAAUAAAAGAAGCAGUUUCUGAGGAACAAAUAAGAAUAACCAAGUGGUAAUACUCCUCUGAAGUUUUUAGAGCCAUUAUUUUGUACUUUUUUUUUCACCAUCUUGUACUCUUGGUGGCACAUCAUUUGUCCUUUUACAACUCACUGGCCUUCUAAGGUCCAAAUAUACAGGGCUUGCUUGGUUGUGUACAAGUCACCUAUGGACCCAUGUUCUACAGAUCUGAGACACACUCUUUGAAAAAUCAAUAAAAAAUUCAAGCGAGAUCUUUGAUAUGGUUAUUCUUUAUCCAAUCUGGGAGAGACUAAGAACAGACAAUCUUCGUGUAAUAAAACACGAGAAAUAUCUUUCUGAAUCAGUAAAAAAUCAAGAAUCAGAUUCCAGCGAUUCGCAGUCAGAUAUAUCUUAUUUGGAAUAACAUUUCUACUAUUUCAACAUUGUCAACUAAUACUUGAAAGAAUAUCUGCUCUCAUAACCACUCUACCGAGUGUAAGAAGCACUACUUCUGCAAAUUGGCUGGACUUUACUGAAUGGAAUACUCAUCACAAGGUUUUUAAAAAGGUUUUUUCCUUUUAUACCAGAAUGCCUCGCAAUGGAAAUUAUAACCCUGGGGCACUGGUGGAAAGACAUGUAUGUGGCCAUGCCCCUUAGCAAUUUUAAAGGUAUUCUGAAUCAACGUCAGCGAGCUAAUAAAGUCCACGGAAUGCCAGAAUACAUCUUCAUUGGAUCAAUGAAACCAUUAACAACAUUUCCUUAUUUUCAUCAUAGAUGUUGUCGUUGUUUAAGUAACAUUUUAAAUGAUUGGAGCAAUGUUUCUACUGUUUGAGCUUUGGAAAGUAGAUCAUUUUACGAACUUCUCGCAAUUUAACGACGCAAUUUUAGCCUCUGGCUUGACUACUAUUGAAUUAUACUUUUUUAAGUGCUAAAUCAAAUACUGUCUCUGUUAUAAAAAAUAUUCAAAUAAUACAUUUUACCGAUUGGUGAUUUUGUGUUUAAAAAAAAAUUAUUCCGCUAGCUCAGACAGAUCAGACUCCUGCAAUUAAAUCUGCUGCAUUGUAGUCACUGAGUCCUACGUAUAAUUUCAGUGGCUGAAAAUUUACAAUUUUCGAUAUAAAUCACACUGUUUCUAAGCGCUCAUUUAUAUAUUAUCAAAUAUUUCUCAAACCUUGUUAAAAUAUACAGCAUUUCAGAUGUAGAGCAUCUAACCAGAUAAAGUGACUAGCAGAAAAUCACUGCAAAUGGACGAAUUAGGCGAAUCAAGCCACAAGCAACAGUAUCUGAAACACUAAAUGUAUUUCUCUGUCUCCGCCUCUCUCUCGUAUUAAUUAAUUCACAUUCAGGAUUUCACAGUAAAGUAUUGGUUAAAAGAUUUUUUUUUGGAGUGAGACCAAAAAUCUCCUCUUUCAAAAAUGAAUAAAACUUAUUUUACUUAGGCAAGUAAAAUUUAGGUAUAGUAAAAUUAGGUAUGUUUUUAAAAUUAAUUUGAUUGUAAUAAUUCUGUUUCUCGUUGCUGAUUAAGUCACCCUAUAACUGAUUUUCCUUCCUUUAAUUAUAUCUUUGAAAUUGACUGACUUAUACUAGAUAGUGAAUAUACAUAGGACUAAGAAUUUUCUAAGGGCCUCUGUUAUCUGAUCACUGUUUGUUGUUUGAUUGUUUGUAGUCAGUAGGUAUAAUAAUGAAAAUCGUCAAGAUCCUCUUUGAAAGAACAACACAAUCAACUCUUGCGUACUUAGCGUUACAGUAAAACCUGAAUAUUUUUGUAAAAAAAUGACAAAUGUCUCUAGGUUCAGCAUUCCUUCUUUCUUUUCCCAUUACCCAAGAAAUUACAAUAAUUUGUUUGCAACAUUGUUACCAGUGACUCGCAUUUUAACACACAAAUCAGUACGAUGCAUCUUUGGGUUUAAUGAAUAAGUGUUUUUAAACAUGCUUGUUAAAAUACAUAAGAAAAUAAAAAUAUUUCAACUUGCUCCUAGCAAUUAACUAUUCAAUUCAAUAAGAAAGAAUUUCCAAUGAACUGAAUUUAUGCAACACGUACACAUAUUUCAAAUUUGCAACUUUUAUAUGAAUUAACUUAAGUAUUGAUUCAAUAACUUUGAAGUGAUACCUAUUAAGUUUUCAAUGUGUUUUUUUUUUUUUUACUGAGAAACCUUUAAUAGUUCGAAAGCAAAGAAAUACUUAAAGACACAAAAUGUUUCAAAUACUGAUGCCUGGCAUAGGAAAAACACCUUUCGUUGCAAGUCUUCGAGAUCCUGAAUUCCGAAAAUGGGGCAAAAGAAAAAAUCGAAGUCACUGAAUUAGUGGUUUUUGAUUGUAAAUCGUGAGCUAAACUCAAAAGGUGAAAAACGAAAUCCUGUGGUGAGAAGUUUUCUUGGAACUCGCUUCUUUUUGGUGAGACCAACAAGCGUUUGCGGGUAGUAAAAAAACCAGUUGUGUGGUUGUGCUUCGAACAUACGGCGGCAAAGAUUCUUCUUCUUCUCCUGUCUCCUGUCGCACGAGGAAAAGACCUUACAGCAAGCAGACCGAGAAGACAUGUGUCGCGACAUUUUUCUGUGAAAACGUUCUCUGUCCGAACCUGGUAUUUAUUGUUGAGAGAUCAUGAUGAAUAUUGUGAAAAUGUUAGAUUUUUCCGUAAUAAUGAACUGUGGUAACAUUUUU
Messenger RNA from Bacillus rossius redtenbacheri, 4565 nucleotides. RefSeq names its product homeobox protein slou-like. NCBI's taxonomy places the organism in Eukaryota, Metazoa, Arthropoda, Insecta, Phasmatodea, Bacillidae. Gene Ontology annotation, molecular function: DNA-binding transcription factor activity, RNA polymerase II-specific; RNA polymerase II cis-regulatory region sequence-specific DNA binding. Gene Ontology annotation, biological process: cell differentiation; regulation of transcription by RNA polymerase II. The record is from RefSeq and is a predicted model, not a curated record. Gene Ontology annotation, cellular component: nucleus.